GUCCGCGGGUGACCACCGGGACGCGGGCCAAGGGGCCCGCAAGGAAGAAAUUAAUGAUCCUAAGGAAAUAUGCAUGGGUGUUUCUGACAUUGCCUACCAAAACCAGCAGAAACAGAGUGGUGAUAGUGCAUCAGACAGUCAAUUAACACACCCAAGAGAGGACAGGGAUGAUCGGGGCCCCAGAAUGACUAAACAUUUCCUGCAGAAACUCUGCAAGCAACACAAGCUUUACAUCACCCCAGAGUUGAAUGAUACUCUGUAUUUGCACUUCAAAGGUUUUGACCGCAUCGAGAACCUGCAGGAGUACACGGGCCUGCGCUGUCUCUGGCUGGAGUGCAAUGGGAUACAGAAGAUCGAGAACCUGGAGGCGCAAACAGAACUGCGUUGCCUCUUCUUGCAAGUGAACCUACUUCAUAAGAUUGAGAACCUGGAGCCUCUGCAGAAACUGGAUGCUCUUAACCUGAGCAACAAUUACAUCAAGACCAUCGAGAACCUCUCCUGCCUCCCCGUGCUGAACACACUGCAGAUGGCCCACAACCACCUGGAGACCGUGGAGGACAUUCAGCACCUGAGGGACUGCGCAAAGCUUUGCGUCCUUGACCUUUCCCAUAACAGACUGAGGGACCCGGAGAUCCUGGGCAUCCUGGAGAGCAUGCCUGACCUGGUGAGAACCAGAGGAAGCACACGUGUGCUGAAUUUGAUGGGAAACCCAGUUAUCAAGCACAUUCCUAAUUAUCGAAAGACAGUCACUGUUCGCCUGAAGCACCUGACCUACCUGGAUGACAGACCAGUUUUUCCAAAGGACAGGGCCUGUGCGGAGGCCUGGGCCCGGGGAGGGUACGCGGCCGAGAAGGAGGAGAGGCAGCUGUGGGAGAGCAGGGAGCGGAAGAAGAUCGAGGACAGCCUGGAGGCCUUGGCCAUGAUCAAGCGGCGGGCUGAGGAGAGGAGGAGAGAGAAAGAAGGGGAGAAGCCAUCUCUAGACAGUGGGGACAGAAAGGAGGAGGCUCCACUGGACGGAGAAACACAACAGAAAAUGGAGUUAUUUGUGAAAGAAAGCUUCGAGGCCAAGGAUGAGCUGUUCCCGGAGAAGCCGAGUGGAGGAGAGGGGUGGCCUGCAGAGGGGACGGAAGCCAAGGAGCCAAUGGGGAGCCUUCCCGCGCAGGCCCCAGCACCCCCAGAAGCAGCCAGGGGAGAGUCAGCCUCCCAGGUGGCAGAGACUGCAGGUGUGUUGGUGACGGAACUCAGUGGGCCUGGAACUGAAGCUUCAGCCACCACGAAGCCAGAGGCCCAGGAGAAGUUCUUCAUGGAUGACCUGCCGGACCUGGAAGACGUGGAGGACACAGGCGCAUCUCUGGAAGUCCAGGACAAGGUUGAAAGGUGCUCUCCAAAGAUUGAGGCCAUCUCGAGCUUGAGUGACAACGGUGACCCUGACCUGGACAAUGUGUCUCCAGAGCUGGAGAGCAGGCCCACAGACACCCAGCCACACAUAUUCGCAGUCUCUAGAGGUACCUCGAAGGAGGCCGAGACCCCUUUUGCAAACAUACUUAAGAAAGAAACUAUAAAGGCCUUGGGAACCCCCAGUCAAGUCCCCGAGUCCCCAAGGGUGCUUAUUCAGGAGAUUAGUGGCCAUGAGACCUCGAGCCAACUCCUUGUGCCCUCCUGCUGGAGCGACGCUGCUUCUGUUCCUUCCAGCGAGAGUGGAGACAGACACCUCCCUGCAGCCCCUCCACCAGGUAAGGCCACUGUGUUGCAGUCCACGGCGCUGCUGGGCAUGCUGAGCCGUGAAGGCUGGGUGGGCCCAGGGAGCUCGCCCUGGGAAUCCUAGGUUCCUGGGAAGGGCCGCAAGGACACACCAGGAAACCUCUGCAGAUCACAUCUCCAAGUCUGUGACUGAAGCUCUGCUGUGGGCAUCACCUGGAUAAGCCCCCAAUGUACCAUUCUUGGGCGGUGACCUGCGUAUCACUUUAUCACCAGGCAUGCAGUCCCUAGUGGGGGUUUCGCAGGGCUGGGGGGCCAAGGAGCCUGCACCUCCAUACUCUCUCAUCACCCCACCCUUCCUGGUCCUUCCAGACCACGGCUUCUGGAGGGGCUGUGGAGGCUGGGCAGCGCUAGGCUGGCACGAAGGUGUGCCUGCUCCCACUGCACACGGGUGACAGGUCCCAUGCCUGCUGCCCUGCUCAGGAGAUGGAGGUGGGAGGGGACAGUGCCGGGCAGCCUGGCCUGCAGGCAGGAAGGAGAGGCAGGCUCCAUUCCAAUCCCCACUGGCCUCUCUCUUCAGCAGACUGGACUGGAAAGAAUGAAGAGCAGAACAAGGAGUCCGGUGGGGGGACAGGCCGGGAGGACAUUGAAUUUGGCUUGGACUGAAUCCAAGAUGGCCCCUGUACCAUCAGACUCAUGGGGUCAGGAAGCAGGCGUGGUCACCCCCUCUACCCAAGUACUGCUGCUGCAGCCUGCCGAGAUGGGGGCUCCUGUCCUUUGCACCACGCCAUGCGUCAACUCCCCGUUACCUGUAGUAUACACUGUAAUUGCAAACGUCUAUUAGCAUAAUAAAUGUUUUAGCAGCCAUAUUCCUGCAA
This is a messenger RNA of Ictidomys tridecemlineatus (thirteen-lined ground squirrel), 2576 nucleotides long. The record is from RefSeq and is a predicted model, not a curated record. NCBI's taxonomy places the organism in Eukaryota, Metazoa, Chordata, Mammalia, Rodentia, Sciuridae.